AUGGCAGAUAUACCUACAUUUCGCAAUCUCUCCAUAGAGAGGCGUGGAAAUGUAUUCAUUCUGACUAUGCAAAAGCCACCCGAGAACCGACUCAACUCUUGGUAUUGUCAGGAAAUGAUUCGAGCUUUUCGCACCAUCGAAAAACUUCUGGGAACGGACUCAGAGGGCGCAGUCAUCACAAGAGGCAAUGAUGCCAAGUUCUGGUGUACUGGACUGGAGCUAGAUGAAUCUGACGGGAAUCCAUUUGCAAACACAGACGGAUUCUAUCCUCUUAUCCAUACGAUUCUCGACUUCCCUUUCCCGACCAUUGCGUUAAUAACAGGUCACACAUUUGGCGGCGCAUGUCCCUUGGCUCUGGCCCACGACUACCGCAUAAUGAAUUCCAAGAGGGGCUUUUUCUCAAUGCCCCCUGUCAACCUGGGCCUGCACUUUGAGGGAAUCGGAUCCCUCCCUAGAUUGAAGUUACGUCCUCAGGUUGCACGCAAAAUGCUUUUGGAAGCGCACAAGUGGACAGCGCAAGAAGCUCUUGAGGAUGGCAUUGUAGAUGUCAUUGCUGAGCCAGAGCGUAUGCUAGAGGAAGCACUGGAACUUGCGGCGAAGUGGGCGCCAAAGGCCAAGAUGGGGGUUUAUGCUUUGUUACGACAUGAGCUCUGGGGCGAGGCUAUCAAGAAGUUUCAGCGAAUUAGUUAUGUGCAUAGUCGAAUCACAUCGGCUCCUGCUAAGGCUAAGAUUUGA
Molecule: messenger RNA, 735 nt
Organism: Penicillium verhagenii
Lineage: Eukaryota; Fungi; Ascomycota; Eurotiomycetes; Eurotiales; Aspergillaceae
Product: enoyl-CoA hydratase/isomerase family protein
Exons: 4
Coding region: 1-735 (244 amino acids)
Biological process (GO): fatty acid beta-oxidation
Cellular component (GO): peroxisome
Molecular function (GO): delta(3)-delta(2)-enoyl-CoA isomerase activity; enoyl-CoA hydratase activity
Source: RefSeq, a predicted model, not a curated record